Messenger RNA from Glycine soja, 1564 nucleotides. Its product is annotated as septum-promoting GTP-binding protein 1-like. The coding region runs from base 365 to 1213 and encodes 282 amino acids. Lineage: Eukaryota; Viridiplantae; Streptophyta; Magnoliopsida; Fabales; Fabaceae. Gene Ontology annotation, molecular function: GTP binding; GTPase activity. The transcript is spliced from 6 exons. The record is from RefSeq and is a predicted model, not a curated record.
ACAUAUUUUCUAAGAAUUGGUGCCGCCAAGAAAUCAAACCGAUGCAAACAAAAUAAACACAAAAACAAGUGUCUUAAUCCGAUGAAAAAAUUAUUUUUUCUCAAACUUAAUUUUCUUAACCAAUUUUCAAACAUGUUCUGUGUUGUGUUGCAAUUUGCUCUUAUCACCCCAAGGUGGUAAUGCAAAUUUACCAAAGUACCCAUCCCUACGCAGAGUUUGGGAAACCGAAAUGAAAAAUACCGGUCAACUGUCCCCUAUAUUAAACGGUGGGACCGAGAAACCAAACUAAUAGAACAAACACACCGCAACAACAAAGAAGAAGAUUAUAUGAAAGUAUUCUGCAAGAGAAAAGAAACCAUGCUCGAUGGCGAAGAAGAUCAUUCACGACACCACUAGGAAGAUGUCGCAGCUGUGCCAGAAAAUCGUUAAGGUCGACGUCCGGUGGGGUGUCCUCAAAAGGGUAUCUUUCGUUGGACACUUUUUCCGCUUCAUUUGGAACAGACUUCUUGUUUGCUCCGUCGCCGGAAGGCCAUCUCAGUACCGGAAACUACCCGUCCGGGACCCCUCUUCUUCGCCGCCGUCCUACGCUGACGACGUCUUCUUUUCCGCUACAACCACCACUGGCGGCUAUGACUCCGAUUCCGAUUUGGUGAACCUCAAGAUCAGCUUGUUGGGUGAUUGCCAUAUUGGAAAAACUACUUUUGUGAUCAAGUAUGUGGGGAAUGAGCAAGAAAAGAGGAGCUUACAGAUGGAAGGAUUGAAUCUAAUGGACAAAACUUUGUCUGUUCAAGGAGCUCGUAUUUCAUUUAGAAUAUGGGAUGUUGCAGGUGAUAAAAGGUCCCUGGAUCAAAUUCCCAUGGCUUGUAAAGAUUCGGUUGCGAUUUUGAUUAUGUUCGAUCUCACCAGUCGUUGUACACUAAAUAGUGUUGUUGGAUGGUAUAGUGAAGCAAGAAAGUGGAAUCAGACUGCAAUUCCAAUUCUAAUAGGGACCAAGUUUGAUGAUUUUGUUAGACUUCCCCCAGAUGUGCAAUGGACAAUUGUAACACAGGCAAGGGCAUAUGCAAGGGCGAUGAAGGCAACCCUUUUCUUUUCAAGUGCAACCCACAACAUAAAUGUCAACAAAAUUUUCAAGUUUAUCAUGGCCAAGCUCUUUAACUUACCAUGGACAGUGGAACGAAAUUUGAGAGUUGGAGAACCCAUAAUUGACUUCUAAAUUGUUCUUUACACUGAUUCGUAUGUAUAUAGAAGGACAAAAGAUAGAGAAUAAAAAAUAGAAUGACAAAGAAAGAAAACAAGUCAACUUUUUCAUAUUGGCUGGGAUCUAUCACCAUUCACCACCUAGGUACCUAAUUUCCAUGUCUCAAUAGGCCAUUUUGACUAUACAUCUUUAGAGAGUGAGAACCUGAGACGUUGUGACUCGGUUUUUCUGUCGCUGGUAAGCUUACCCCUGUUGUGGCUGAGGUCAAAGCCCACAGGGGUCUUGAUAAUUUUCUAUGUUGCCCUGAUAAAGGAGAAAUUCUAUUUCUAUAUAAUUUUCGUAUGAUAUAUUUUUUUAUUCAUCUAA